UGAACUACAAAAACUAAUUAAGCUGAUUUUUGUUUACAAAAUGACAGUGAAAUUUAAUCGGGAUUCCUCCAGCUGAAGUUUUUCAUCUGGAAGGACACUUUCAAGUCACUAUUUGCCCUUAACAACACCAAGGAGAAAGACAAAGUCUAGCAAUAUUUUACUCAAGCCCAAUUUUGCCACUCCUAAACAGAAGAACUUGGAUAAUUUACCUGGAAACAAGAGGACGAGGUCUUACUCUCUUAGAUUCCAGAAGGAUCAUAACAUCGGAAUUCUUUCAGGGUUCCAGAACAUUAAUGAGAUACUUAAGCAGGAUCUUACCACAAAGGAAGCACGGGGUUACCUCUCUAAGAUCCUGACCCUCACUAGGUCUGAGCAGGAUAUUUGGGUCUCAAUGCUUCAAUGUUUGGCUAAAAUAGUGUUUACUAAGAAACCAAACGACUGUAUGGAAUAUCUUGUUUCAAGAGACCCUAAAAGAUCAGCAGAUCACCUUAUACUAAGCAGUUAUGCUAAAGCCUCAUUGCAAGAUGUUGAAGAGGUAUUUCCAUUUCAAACCUGCUGAGAUCUGCUGGGUCCAAUGCUGAACAUCCUGAGGAGCACCGCUGGAGUUCUGAUGUUCUGUAACGAUCUUCACGAAGUGAAGGGCGACUCAGAAGACGAGAGUUUCAAGGCCUACGCUUGCUCAUGCAUCUUCUCGAUCUUCCUCCAAAAACUCCAGAAGAAGAUGAAGAUAGAAGAGCUCAGGGCCAAAAGUGGGAAUAUUUACUACAACUUCUCAAAGUUGAUCAGCUUUGAUGAAAUCUGGAGGCUUCAGGAGUAUAUUGAGGGCUCUCUGUGUCAGUAUUUCAGUGUAAAUAGGAUCAACUUCUGGAUCUGAGAUCACAUAAAAAAUCAACUGUUCAAGGUAGUCAGGGAUGGAAAGAAUCAUGAACAGAAGAUCAUCAGCUAUGAAAGCGACAAAGGGAUUGCCAAUUCUGUUGCAAAAGAUGGAAUCCCGAUCGUAGAGAACGAGGCCAAUGAUACUAAAUAAGUUCCUUGCUGAGUUAGACGAUCCAAAGGGAAAAUACUAUAAGUUUAAUCAGCCAGCAAGUCAAGUGUCUAUUCUCUCAGUUCCAGUGUACAAAUCAAGCGAGAGCUCGAUCAGCUCUAACUGCUUAGGUAGGAUUUGUUCAUGCUCUAACAGUGCUUUAAGUGUCUUGCAGCUAAUCAACAAAGACAAUGGGACUCCAUUCGAUGAGAAUGGCCUAGAAGAGGCCAAAGAGUUCUGAUAUUCCUUGGGAGACAUCAUCACAGUGGUCUCUAAAGCCGAUACCCUCAUGUCCAUCAAGAACUACUUGGGUAGCCUCGAGCAAUCUCUCGGAGAAGCGUCAAAUGAAAUGCAAUCAAAUGAGAGAUACAUCAAGUCUCUGAAGGAAAAUAUGAAGAGCAUGAAUAGCUACCUAAAAGGUGUGCUCAGACAAUCGGAGUAA
Molecule: messenger RNA, 1466 nt
Organism: Moneuplotes crassus
Lineage: Eukaryota; Ciliophora; Spirotrichea; Euplotida; Euplotidae
Source: the annotation of a GenBank genome assembly